CGGACAAAUACUCCGGAUGGCACUAGAGAACAAGACUGUUAUCUAAAGCCAGAAUCACAGCUUCGAAGAUCUUAGGGGCAUCCAAGUGCUGGUUUCACAGAUAGUCAUUGAAAUUUUGUAAUCCAUUUUUCUUACAUUAACAUUGUUGUUUACAUCAUUCGCAAGGCUGGCGGUCUGUUUGGUCAGGUAGCUCUUGCUAAUGGAAUUACGAGUCGGCAAUAAAUAUCGCCUUGGUCGUAAAAUUGGUAGUGGAUCAUUUGGUGAAAUUUACUUAGGUAUCGAUAUCACAAAUGAUGAAGAGGUAGCUAUCAAAUUAGAAUGUGUCAAAGCAAAACAUCCACAGCUUCAAAUUGAAGCUAAAAUAUACAAGCUUAUGCAAGGCGGUGUUGGAAUUCCUUGUUUAAAGUGGUCUGGUACAGAAGGAGACUACAAUGUUCUAGUUAUCCAAUUACUUGGUCCUAGUUUAGAAGAUUUAUUUAAUUUUUGCGGUCGAAGAUUUAAAUUAAAAACAGUACUUCUGUUAGCUGAUCAAACAAUUACACGUGUAGAAUAUAUACAGAAUAAGAAUUUUAUUCACCGCGACAUUAAACCGGAUAAUUUUCUCAUGGGUUUGGGUAAACGUGGCAACCUCGUCUAUUUAAUUGAUUUUGGAUUGGCAAAAAAAUAUCGUGACAGUCGAACACGUCAACAUAUACCAUAUCGAGAGAAUAAAAAUCUUACUGGGACGGCUCGAUAUGCUAGUAUCAAUACACAUUUGGGGAUAGAACAAGCUCGUCGAGAUGAUAUGGAAUCACUUGGUUAUGUGUUAAUGUAUUUCUUACGUGGUAGUCUUCCAUGGCAAGGUUUAAAGGCUGGGACCAAACGUCAAAAAUAUGAACGUAUUAGCGAAAAGAAAAUGCAAACACCCGUGGAGGUUUUAUGUGAAGGUUAUCCAGUUGAAAUGGCUGUCUACCUUAAUUACUGUCGUGGGAUGCGUUUUGAUAACGAACCGAAUUAUUCUUAUUUAAGAAAUUUAUUUCGUGGUUUAUUUCAACGAGAAGGAUUCACUUAUGAUUUUAUUUUUGAUUGGAAUCUAUUAAAAUUUUCUGGAAACGAUCAAAAUUCCAUGAAUAAUACUACUGGUGCUGUUAAUAAUAAUAAUAACAAUAAUAAUAAUGGUAAUGAUCAUUUAAUUACAAAUCAACAAUCAUCCCAACAACAACUUGUGCAGUCUUCUCGUCGUGGUCAUCAUCAUGAUGAAAAAGUUAAAUCUCGUAACAAAGGAACGUCUGGUAAUCCGGGUUAUACUGCUCAACAGGCAAAUACACCAUUAGCUCAUAAUUCAUCAACUGCAGCAGUGAUAAAUUCUCGUUCAGGUUUUACACAACAAGGUUUGGGCGCAGUGACUGCCUAUCCACGUGGUAUGCCACCAUCAUGUCUACCAGCUGCACAAAAUAUGGUCGCUCAGUCAUUACAGGUAAUGAGUCUUCAGCCACAACCUAAUCAAAUGUCAUCUAAUACUGUCGCUCAUCAUCAUGCACAACACAUCCAAUCGCAUCCAAUCUCAAAUUCAUUAACUGGAUAUUAUAAUCAAACGGUACAACAACAGCAGAAUAUUUCACAGUCUCCUCAAUUAGGUACAUCACAAUUUGCUAGCCCCACCUGUCCUUCUAACAUGUUUCUUAUAAAUAAUAAUAGUAGUGCAAACAAUCCAAUAUCAAUGACUGGUGGCCUACAACAACAACAACCUAAUACCAAUUUAUACCCCUCUGUUGACUCAAAUUGUACUAUUCAACACCCAUCCCAACAACAGUCACAAAAUGCUUGUUGUCUUCCAGUACAAUCACAACCUCAUUCCAAUACGAAUAAUAAUAAUAAUCAACAAGUUGUUACAUCGCGUCAAAUUGUCCAAGGUACUUCACAUCAUCCACAACAAAAUUCAUAUUUAUUAACUCAACAAAAUUCAAUCGGCCAAGUAAUUGGUGGUGGUGGGAAUAGUAGCGGUACAACAAAUCAUCAAAUUCAUCAUCAUCAACAACAGUUAAAUGCAUCUACAACAUUUGGUAAUCAUCCGCAUAAUUUAUAUCAUUUACGUCUUCAUCCGGAAACAUUUUAUGUGCCUGCAACAGCUAGUGGGCAGACAAGUAAUAUUAAUAAUAAUGAGAAUUUCACCUCAACACCUAUGAUUUUGCCAUCUGGACAACAAGUCGGUGGUGCUGGCAGUAAUGCAUUUCGAAAAUAAUAAUAAUAAUAAAUUAACUAUUGUCUGCCUACAUGUUUCUUAGUAUUUAGUUCUGGUGAAAUGUGAAUAUAUAAAUGCCUGUAGUUUUAUUUAAAUUGAGUAUCUUAUAGCCCAAUGUGUUUCCAACCUUCCCUGUCUUAUUCUCUGCUUGGCUAUCUAUCUCUCUCUUUCGUUCACUUGCUCGCUCUUGAUAUAUUUCACUGGAUAUCCACUAGCCUUGUACUGUAGUUAUGCUUAAUAUGCAAUCUAAAACAGCUCGAAAAAUUAUUCAGUAUAAUGCUGUACUAUUUUUUCAUAGUUUAUCUGGCUAAUAAAAACUAUUUCGUCUUUAUUUUUGUGUAAAUAUAUACAUAUAUUCCAUGAAUAUACAAGUACACAGAAUAACAUGUGUAGAAAAAAAAAAUUCGAAAAGCUUGACUUUUUUCAAAAAUGUUUGUGUAAAAAUAAGUUUUAUUCUGUAUCAGUUUCAUUUACGUUAAGAAAAAGAAUCACAGUGGAGAAAGAGAUGCAAACAAGCAUAUUUACACGGUGUUAGCACUGAUAACUGAAGGUGAUGAUGAUGUGUUUUUUUUAAACUCGUAUUUCACAUUGUACGUGUUUUCCUAUGUACUCACAAUUCAUUACUCCACUUAAUAAAUGUACACAUAUGGUUUAUGCAAAGGUGUUUGUAUGUUUUGAUUAGUUAAUGCAUUUCUUAAUUUUAUGUCCAUCUUCAAAUGUCAAUUUGAAUUUCAUUCAUUUACUCUUUGUUAAGUUAAAUGUUUGUACGUUUUCUGUGGUUUCUCAGUUAUGUAAGUGUAACUUUAGUCAUUAGUAGUAUUUAUUUAAUUAAAAGCAGCCACAUCAAUACUUUUGAUAGUAAACUUUGUAACCAUUAACGAAAUCUAAUUCAUAUUUUCUAAGAAAAAGAAGAACAACAACGGAAAAUGAGGAUGCUGUAUUGUUUUAUCUCAAGUGCUAUACGUGUGUGUGUGUAUAUGUAAUUGUUCUAAAUUACCACCAUUAGUCUUUUGUUAUUAUUAUUCAAUGUAUUAUUUAUUAUUCACUUACUUUUAUACCCCAUUUUUUGUUAAAAUCCAACUUCAUUUCGUGUGACAUUCUAUUCCUUAUGGUUGUAUUUAUUAUUUUAAAAAUGUCUCCCCUUUGUGUUGAGAGCACUUUUCAAAUUACAAAAGUAUUGGAAAUUCUUUGCUUACCGUCUUUGCAUAGUCUUCUUUAGUUAAUGACAGUCAGUCGGUAAGAUGAUUGAACGAUUAAACUUGUAUGUUUACCCAACUAAAGGGGAUAUGUAUUCCCCCCCCCCCAAAAAACGGGUGUUUUUUUUAUUUGUACAUAUUAUAUAAAUGGUAGUUAUGUUUACAAAAAAUAUCAUUACAACUAGUAAUAAAAAUACUAGUCAAUUAUAUGCUGCAAAUUUCGUUUGGUUUUCAUUUAUUCUUAAUACAUCCAUCUUUAGCAUUCGUCUCAUGGUGCCAGUACUGCUUGUCGUUAAAUCAUUGACUUAAACUUCCUGUGUUAUGUCUUAAUAUUCAAAAUUACAUAAUAUCGUCACCCAUUGUGGGUUAAAUUCAGAUAUUUUAGUUUCC
Messenger RNA from Schistosoma rodhaini, 3807 nucleotides. The record is from the annotation of a GenBank genome assembly. Lineage: Eukaryota; Metazoa; Platyhelminthes; Trematoda; Strigeidida; Schistosomatidae.